Messenger RNA from Melitaea cinxia (Glanville fritillary), 634 nucleotides. Its product is annotated as apolipoprotein D-like. Gene Ontology annotation, molecular function: pigment binding. Lineage: Eukaryota; Metazoa; Arthropoda; Insecta; Lepidoptera; Nymphalidae. Bases 2 to 583 code for a protein of 193 amino acids. The record is from RefSeq and is a predicted model, not a curated record. The transcript has 4 exons.
GAUGUCAGUACUGAGGACAAUAGCCAUUUUCCUUUGCGGAUUGACGCUUCAGCAGUGUGCGGCUCAGAUGGUGUUUCCGGGCUCGUGUCCUGACGUAGCCGCUAUGGAGAAUUUUAAUGCUAAUCGGUAUUUGGGUAAAUGGUACGAGAUCGAGAAGUACUUCGCAGCGUUCGAGCUCGGGGGCAAAUGUAUCACUGCCGAGUACGGUCUGAAAGACAACGGCGUUAUUAGUGUCGUUAACAAACAAUUAAGUUCUUUUACCGGAAUGAAGUCUCAGAUAGAAGGCGAAGCGAUUCAAGUGAGCCGCUCCGAUGAAGGCAAGCUAGCCGUCCGGUUCCCGUCUUUGCCGGUCAACAUUGCCGCGCCCUAUUGGGUCGCUGACACCGACUACGACAACUACUCCCUCGUCUGGAGCUGCUACGAAUUUGGCGUAUUUCAUACAAGGAAUGCGUGGAUUUUAACAAGACAACGAGACCCACCUAUGGAGAUUUUGGAAAAGGCAUAUGCAGCUGCUGACAAGAAUAAUAUCAACAGAGCUUACUUCCUCAAAACAGACCAAAAGGACUGCCCCGAGGAUGACUAAUAAAAUUAACUAUUAAACUUUAUCUAAAAUAAGGAUCCUUCGAAUUUAUAA